CCGCCCCUCCCCCUUCGCCGACCGUUGCCUGUGAGGGAGGCGGCGGUUGGCCGAGGGCGAGCGCCGCGCUUGGGCCCGUCGCCAUGGCGACAGCGGGGCUGCGAGCCCACUCCGGAUCCGCGUCCGGCCGGGCUGGAGGCGUCCGGUCGGCCUCCCGCGUUCCUCCGCCUCUGGGGCGCCCCGAGGCGUAAAGGGCGACCGCAGCCCCUUUGUCUGAUGGGGCGGCAUCGCUGCGAGAUGGGGAGGGGGUGAGACGGCAGCGCCCGGAGCGGGGGAAACGUGCAGGUAACGGCAUUGAGGAAAUAGAGGUUAUUGCAGGAAAAUCCUGGAGGUCCGAGGCGGGAGCCGUCACCCGGUGCUCAGGAAGUUUUAACUUCGGACAGCGAAAAGCAGGUGCUUUCUGUCGCUUGUGAUAGCUCUCACCUGUAACGUCUCUGAGGUGUAGUGCAGAGGACGUGUCGUGCAUCGUGUCGGUGCUUUUGUUGUGCGAGAGCUCGGGCUAGAAGUGUGGCUUCAGAGUGCGAUGCAAAAGUCCUCCUUCUUCACAGCUUUUCUUCUGCCUUGCUAACUAACAUUUUCCUGUUGGGUGUGUUUCCAGUUUGAUUUCCUAAGGAAAGAAAUCUCGUGGACAUGCUUCAUCUAUUCCUUCUCCACCCUGCAAUGUUGGCUUAUUGUCCAAUUUCUAUUAAGUUUGCCAGUAAAGGAGAUUCAAGCCCUUAUUCCAUGGAAGCCAGCACCUCGCAAGUACAGAAGCUCAGGACUUGGGGUUGCAAUGAGGGUAGGGCACGUAGAAGGCAGUUCCCUGUGACAGCAGAAGGGACAGCACGCAUCUGCACACGCACAGCUGGGUGCAGCCACGCAGUGCCAUUGGUGUAGGGCUGUUGGUAAGGAAGAGGAGAAAGUGAGAAGGCAAAUAGAGAUGUGGGAACAUGUUGGAUCACUGACCAUAACCACACAGGGAAUCGCAUCUUUGCUUUUGCUUUAUUUUUAUUUUUCACAUAACAUCUUGGCUUUCUGUUAAAUGCAGCCAGACACACGUUUAUUAAAAAUAUUGAGCAAAGAUAACUUGAUGUUGUACAUUAAGCAUUCUGAAGUCAGGUAAUGUAAAGGCUUGCUUUGGAAGCAUGACUUCAGCUUUUUUUCUCUCCCUGUACAGCUCACUAGGGCAGUCUUAGUUACAUUGAUUGUAUUAUAUGGCACUAACAAACUGCACAGUGCUAUUUAUCAGACAUAAAUUACGUGCGGUAGUCAGACAAACAGGAAGGAAUAAAUUAUGGAUGAAUGGUUGUUGUUAUUAUGAGGUGUUAGAGGCUUAAUUCUGACUUUCAAUUAAUGCUGUAAUAAUGACCCAAAAGUAUAUUUUGGGAUGAAGUGCUCAUCAGUUUGUGGGAGCUAAACUUAGAAAAUGAUUUUGUUCCAAGCAUGGUUUUAAGAUGUGUCUAAAAUAACAUCAGCCGCAUGAAGUGGCUUGAGAAUAGAUAUAAAUGAUGAACUGUUUGGAUAUGAGUCCCUUAGAGAAGAUUUAACAGAGUGGAAGGAGAAAAAGUGGUGAAGCCUGGAAGAGUCUGAUAGCCGUAAGGGGGGGAUUAGGCUGUGGGUGCCAGGUGAUGGCUUUGCUGCUUCAAUCCCUGUUUUUCCAAGCAGUCUGUACAUGUAGGAGCUGAGCAGGGAUGGACUGAACUGACUGUCACCUGCAUGACAUUGUGAUAUGUUGCUGGCAUGUCCCUGCUGUGUGCAUUGUGGAGACACUAGCUGAACGUUAGCUUUAGUUUGAAAUUCAAAAGGCAACAUGAACAAGGUGUCAAAAAUUCAGUGUUGGUGUUCUGCUGACACUACUGGCCAACUUGCUCCAGCUUUCUGAUUCUGCCUCUUGGGUGAAUGUAGAGGGGUGUCUGACUUCUUUAGAGAGAGGAAUUAAAGAGCUCCUGUUACGUGUUGCAUAUUUGUUAGUUUUUUUUUCCAGUGUGCUGAAAUCAUAACAACACCUCAGGCUUCCAGGUAUAGAACAAAUUAAUCCCCAGAAUGAUUUGGAAUAGAGCUCCGUUCAAAUGCACUUUUGCUUUGCAAAGCAGGUUGGCGUGAGGUAUGUGGUACUGUAACCAGGCACAGCCAGUUUUUAGGUAAAUUAAUUAACGUGUGGAUUGAAGUUGGGUACUAAACUGGGUAGGAGUAAUAAACAAACACAUAUGGAGGGUGAGAGAAGGACAUGCUGGGUUUAACAACAACCAGUCCACAAGCGUUCAUGUCUUUAUAAUAACUGUUUAGAUCCGAGGUGCACUUAAAAAUAACCGUAAAUGACAUGUGCCUGUGGGGAGUUAGAAGUUGCAUUUGGCAUGAAGGAUCCUAAAUUAAGAAGAUAUUUAUUUUAAUAAGGCUGUUUGCAUCUUAAAUUGGAAAUGCAUUUAAUAGUUAACUUGUAAAUAUACCCACUGCACCACUUUGAAGGAUAGUAAGUAUUGCAUCACAGCCUUUCAGCUGAGAUUGUUCUCUGAGCUGCCCAGAGAGGUUGUGGAUGCCCCAUCCCUGGAGGUGAUCAUGGCCAAGUUGGAUGGAGCCCUGGGCAGCCUGGUCUGGUAUUAAAUGUGGAAGUUGGUGGCCCUGCCUGUGGUGGAGGAUUGGAACUCAACGAUCCUUGGCAUCCCUUCCAGCCCAAGCCAUUCUGUAAUUCCAUUAAGUAACAUAAAACUGAAUACUCCCCGUGAUUAUCAGAAUGGCAGUAGAAACAUGUGUCUAGCUGUGUGUACACGCAAGGAGUUCUUAUGAAAAUGAUUGUACAGCAUGUAUGUAGGCAUAACAUCUGACAACAUUAAUGUUUCUAAUAGUUCCGUAAUUCAUUGAGUUAGAACUCUCAGGCUUCUGAAGACGUAUUCUGCUUGUCUCCAGCUUUAAGGACCGCUCACUUGCAGUCACUUUGUAACUUGUAUCCUCCACUAGCAUUCUUCAUCUCGGUCGUGUUUACUCUUAUGCUCAAGUUCGGUCCCUUGGGAGCCCCUUCUCCUAUUCUGAAGGCCGUUGAUCAUAAUGUGAUUCUGGAAAGUUGAGUGAGAACAUCUCAGCUUGAACUGUUGAGCAGAAGGGUUCCUUUUUGCCUGACUGCAAUAAAACAUGUAGAGAUCGUAACUCCCUGGUUAAGAAACACUGUGCGUUGCCACACCUAUCUAAUGGUAGCCUAACUUGCUGGUUAGAAUGAAAGUCCAGCUUUUAUGUGUGUGCUUUGUAUAUCUGAAGUGUGCUUUGUUGCAACUUUUCAAAUGUGAAACUGUUGUCAUGCACUGAGUGAGCGCAAAAGUAAUCUGUGGUGUGUGCAGGAUGGACAGAUCUUGUGUAACUUGAGUUUGUUUCCUGUAUGAAGUGUUGUGGCAUUAACCUUCUGAGAUGAAUGGGGUACUUCAGCAACUGUGACACUUGAUAGCAAUCUUUUACAUCAGCCAAGCUGUAUGCCAUUGUGAUGCAGAUAGGAAGGUAGCAAACUGAAAAAUGUUCCUUGUUUUCUUUUAGCAAUUGCUUUUGUCAUCCUGUUACCUGUACUUGUACUUCUGUCGGGUUACUUGACCAAAAGGUGAUCAAUUCCACCUAAAAGCACACCUCAGUCAUGCUGGUAUUCUCAUACCAAAGUCAGUUCUUUGUGGGCCAUUCCUAGUGAGGGUGGAGAGAUCCAGGUUUGGGUCUGCUGGGUCAGAAGUCUAAGCACAGACUUCUCUGGUCCUGAGAUCUGGAAGUCAGUGGUGAGGAAGAUAGUUGAAAAUCUUGUUCUUUAGGCUGCUGGCUCUAUUAAGUCAGCAUAAAGGUAUGAGGGGAAAAGGAGAGUUCAACUUCAAAAAAUUGUAUUUCUUCAAUUAUCUGUAGUGUAAAGUGAAAAAAAUGUUGGCAAUUUGGGAUGCAUGCUGCAUCUGUAGUCUGUGAGAAGUGGUUGCCUUGUGGAACAGUUAUUUCAUGCCAGCUCUCACUCUUUGAUGUAAGUGAAUUCUGCACUGCUUUCACUCAUCAGUGAAGUUAGCUAGAAACUGAACAUAAGUCUUAGGUUAGAAUUAGAUUAGUCUUAAAUCCCGUUUCAUGUUUGAUUUCUGUUGGAGGAUCUUCAGUACUUAAGAGAUCCUGUUUAAAUAUUACGUACAUGCAGUAUAAAUGUUUGAUUCUUCUACAUAAGUCUCACUUGUUCUGCAUUCAGAGACUAGAGUCAUUUGAGAAGUCUAAGCGCUGCCAGUGAAGGUGGGGAGAGGCAACAUCACGUAAUUUUGGAAUAGUUAAGGCCUCCCUGCACAUCUUCCUAUUAUUGCUCUAAGGACAGUGUAUUGACUAAGAAAACCUAGUUUAGCAUGUUAGAGUGAAACUCGUUAACUCUGUCAGUAUCUGGCUUCUGAUGAAAAUAAUAAAGAAAAGCUAAUGUUUUUAUUUUAUUUUAUUUUAUUUUAUUUUAUUUUAUUUUAUUUUAUUUUUUUGUAAUAUACCAGGCUUGAACUAUUAGUUGUCUUUCAUAUCUCUGCAUUGCCUACAUCUCUCUGUAAUACUCUAAGUGACUUCAGAACAUAAACUCUCAGAAGUGUACAUAACUUUAAAAAAAUGAACUAUAAGCCUAUCCACUUAAAAGGGGAUAAACUAAUAUAUUCAAGCUAUCCUUUGCUGAAGAACACAGUGGAGAUCUCCUUCUCUUGGUUUCCUUUCAAGAUAUUGUUGCCAAGUCAGUCACAGGUGACAACUGCAAUGUGGUUUCAGACCAAUGUAGAGAAAGCAGAUGGAGGUAAAUCAUUUUUGAGAAGGCUUUUCUAAUGACGUAAGACUUGCGUAAUCGUGAUAUUGGUCUGUUUGUUGUUCUUGUCCUUUGCCUUUACUCAGUUCUUAUGAACCUCUGCAAAGUAAGAACUUGGAGGUCUGUUUUCAGCUUCUGUUCCACUAUUAGUGCUGAACUUCUACAGUGCCCUGUUUGCUUUCUCUGGUGCUUACAGGUCUGCUUAUCGCUGCAUAGCUUGUGUACAGUAAUCCCCCCCCAAGCUGAAUAACUAGUUCUUAAAGUUGUGGAAGUAUGGAGUUCUGGUUUCCUAUGGAUUUGGAUCUUGUGCCAUUUUAUAAACAGAAGGGGCAGCGGCUGUUUAUGAGGGUGGAUAGUGGUAGGACAAGGGGGAAUGGUUUUAAACGGAGACAGGAGGUUUAGGUUAGAUAUUAGGAGGAAGUUUUUCACACAGAGGGCGGUGACACACUGGAACCACCAGCUCCAGGUUGCCCAAGGAGGUUGUUCUUGGAGGACAUCCCUGGAGGCACUCAAGGCCAAGCUGGAUGUGGCUCUGGGCAGCCUGGUCUGCUGGUUGGUGAUCCUGCACAUAGCAGGGGGAUUGAAACCAGAUAAUCAUUGUGGUCCUUUUCAACCCAUUCUAUGAUUCUGUGAUUCUGAUAUAUAGCAUAUACUAAUUCUGAUUUUAAAUUUCUUCUUUAAGAUGUGCUUGUUAAGAAAGUGUCUGUGCUGCACACCUGUUCCCAAAUAUCUUUAACUGUACUUCUGUUAAAUCAAACUGAAAUAGUUUGCAGCUUUAUCCCUGCCAGCAAGAUACAAAACUGUCAGACAUCCAGAUCACAAGGUGAACCCCUUAUUUCUGAAACUAGAAAUUAGGCCCACUUUAUCUAGAAAAAAACCUGUGAAGAGUGAAGGAGAGAAAUAGCCUUCUUCCAUCCACUAAAGCCUUUUGUUAGCAGCCUGCAAUGAAAAUUCUGCUGCAGAACUGUGGGGGUUUUGUUCAUUUUUGUCAGGCAUAGGGUAGUGGAAUUUGUUUUUAAAGCUUAUUGCGGAUGAUAGUAGUGAAAGGACCAUUUCAGGAACACUGUGCUGACCUUUCCUGAAGGACGCGGCAGUACGCUGCCUCAACAGGUGCUUUGGAAGCACGUCCAGACAGCAGCAGAAGUACUGUUUCAUAGUGCCUUGCCUAUUUUUGCCCUGAAGAUUCAUUGGGAAGAAUCUUCUCACACGGAAAGAUCCCUGUAACCAAAUCUGACAAUGGAUUUCUUCUGCAUGUUGUAAGGGAGCUUUGUAGUUGAGACAGGAAGCGCAACUGUUUAGGUCUUAAGAUCACAUGUUCAAUUCUUUGUGUCGUAUUUCUCAAACCUCAACCUGUAAAAGGUUUAAGAACUUUGUUGUGUAAUCCGUUGUAGUUAAUGCUCAUCUGUUAAGAUGUAUUAAAAAAGUUUAAACUCUCCUGCACAUUUCUGUUCUUGGGUAUUUUGCAUUACUUGUUUGUUAGAGCGCUUGCGUGUCCAGUACAGCUGUAAGAGAACAUUCUUAUGGCUAACUUGAUACUUCCUUAAGAUCUCACACAGUUUUAUAAACAGACUACAUGAGGAUCGUUUAUGGGUACACGACAGAUAAGAGCUUAGAUUAAAACCUAAAAAUGAAGUGAGCAAUAGCAUUCUGGAUGCUGUAAGCCAGAAUGUUUUUGUUUUGAUUUUACAUUGAUUAUGCAACCCUGUGACAAAUCAAGAGAUUUCAUUUGGAGGUAAGGGUGUAUUAUAAAGCAGAAUUAGGUUAGCUGUUGCUGACUCUGUAACUUCUAAUUUAUUCCACCAGUCCUUGGUGUUUCAGACAGAGCUUUCCUGCGUAAGGCAUCCUCAAUUAUAAAUAAUCAUCUGGGUUCCAGGAGUCAGAGACCAUGAAGACUUAAGUUACAGCUUCUUCAGGAAGAAAUCACUUGUUGUUUAGGCAGCAUGCUGCCAAAAAGAGUUGGCUCACCACUAGAUGCUGUUACCUAGCAGUAGAAAUGUGCUCACAACCUGUACGUGGCACUUGUGUUAGCUACUGCAGGUAGAAGUCCUGUCACAGAAGGAAGUUGUCCACAAGCUACUUGGCACCCACUUAGCCUUGCCCACCAAAGCAGAGUCUUGGAUAGCUUUGUUGAAUGUGACAUAAUUAGAUGUGUCUUCAAUUUGAAACUAAUCUGUUUUGGAACGCACAGUAGAUCACUGAAAACCAUGGAAAUGAGCACUGUCUUGCAACUUAGAGAAAUGCCUUCUCCUUUCUUGCUUCCUUUAUGAAAUUGUUACAUGGUGACUUGUGCAUCUUAACAAAGUGUCCACAGAGCGCAGCGUCUUGAGACUUUCCAUGGUCAUCAUUUUUUUUUCUUCUUUUUUCUGAUUUCCCAAAUAAGAACUCUAGUCCCCUUAUUUUGAUCUAAAAUGGCUGAAGACCAUCUUUAGGAUGACAUCUCUGGUCUUUGUCAUUUUUAGCUUGUAUACCAAUUGUGUCAUUUUUGUUCUUUAUCCUCAAAUGCCUGUUUCCAUAUAACAGUUCCCCUAGAUCAUGGGAUACAGUUUGUGUAGGCAUUUUCUUUGCUAGCACUGCAUGUCGUUUUGGUCUGUCCAUAGUUCUGUGAUCAUCCACACAGUGGGUGGGGGGUGGUAGCAGCUCACAGCUACGUGCAGAGGUCCAGAGAUGCCUCUGCAGCUUUGAGAACAUCAGCAGCAGGUAAGGGGCUUUGUUCAGUAGAGUGAUAUUCCUGUCUUUAUGCCUCCUCUAAGGUUUAAGUGAAUGAGAUACUAAACUUGUAGACUAAAGGGACAGCAGUGCCAGAGCAAGAGUAAUGACAAAUAAACUAAGAACUUCUUCAGAAUUUUCGUAAGCAAAUCUGGUCAGGAUUCUUCUGAGGAAUGCUCUCUCGAACCCAUGUGUUAGUCAACAGUCAUGAGCAACUGUGACUUUAUUAUGAAAAUUAUAAACAAAAAUGAAUUUGAUGGCACACCACUUGCAUGAUAAGCUUGCUUCUUCCUGCAAUAUUGUUUAAAAAAAAAAAAUAAAAUGAGAGAGAGAGAGGGAGAGGGCAAGGAGAGAAAGGGGGAGAAAGCUUGCUUUCCAGUUCUCUUACGUGAUCUUAUAUAAUAGCCUUAGUGAAACUUAAUUGCUUUAAGUCAGUGGGAGGAAAAAUAGUCUUUGAAUUUAGAUAGUACAAACAAAAGAAGUAAGAAGUUGUAAAAGCAGUGAAGCUUUUAUCCCCAUCUGUUGUUGCUGUCAGACACUAUACAACCCACUUAAUUUUUUAUAGCACGCUGUAGUUUAUUGGCAUUGGUUUGCUGUCACUAACUCUUGCAGAAGCUCACAGAGCAGCCUCGUUGCUGUAGGAAGCAAUCAGCUGGUAUGGAUUGGGAAUGUGUAUUCUGUGAAAAGUCAAGAUAACUCUUGCCUGCCCUUCAAUCCCUCGUACACCUUCCUUGAUUUAAUAAACAAAGAAAUAAAGAGUAAACAAGCACAUGUGGUGAUCUGGCUCACCUGAACUAGUCAGCCAGCAGGAAUAUGCUGAUCUUAGAGGAGCAUCUGUUCACUCACCGUCACUGUCAGUGCUGGCCUUACUCAUUCUUCUCUGCCCGUGCUCAAUUUUUAUAAACAUCUGGGAAUGUCAUGUCUUCGAGGGACUUUGCUUAGGUUCAUCAUUGGGCCCAGUUGUCAUGAGUGUGUGGAAGAGUAGACACAAUGUAGUAAGAAGAAAACAUUGGAUUCCUCAGAAUGAAACUAAAAAAUACCAAGGGGAUUUUCACUGCCUUGAGUAGGGCCAUUUCUCCCUCUGUUUUCCUAUCCAGUAGUCUUAACAGGUUACUUUUAUAAGCAAAAGUAGUUGGUAUGUUGGUAACAAUUGCAAAGAUAGAGUUUCAAGUUUCAUUUCUUGCUGUCGUUUUGUUAGCUAACUGCAAAAUGGCAAUAGAAGUGUCUCAAGGGGGGGAUAAAGCAAAGGCAGUGAUGAUUUUUAUCUCAGGGGUGCCUUGCUUGUGAUUAAAAGCUUGAAUUAAGUCUCUGGUUGAAGCUAGCCUUGUUGUAAAAACAUACAUUGAAGACUGGAACAGAGCAUUCCAAGAGUAAGUAUAUAAGAAUAAAGAGAACUGUGGCUUGCAGGAAGAGAGAGCAUUUGUGUAGAAGUUACCUAUGCCUUGGAAUUGAUCUUAUCCAUAAAUCAUGACUGAAAGUGCAUGAAACUAAUAAGAGCUGUGCAACCAUAGCACUGAUUAAAUUACACUGAACUUAAAUCUCCUGAAGAGAAAGAAUUUAAUUUCUGGGGAUGACACUGCAUUUAAACUAAAAUCAGUAUUUCAAGCUGACAUUGUGACAGCUAUAAACUAUGUAAAACUUGAGAAUAAAUAACCCUAAAUGGCCAAUUGCAUCCUUGAUCUGUCUGAAGAAUUAAGGAUUUGCAGCAUUAUUGCUGCAGAAAUUAUUCAGCUGGGUCGAGUGAACGUAUUGCAUGAGUGAACUUAAAAUGUAUUUGCCCCUGAGCUUAUAGAGCAAAUACUUGUCUUCUGCUGCAGCAAAUCAGAAAAUGAAUCUCUCCUGAAAGUAUCACUUAAUAUAAAAUAAAUAGUAAAGAAAUGAAGCACUGGUGGGGCAAUGGCUGCUAGGAAGAAAAGAGGAUAAACAUUAUUUAGCAGUCCACAAAAGUUUCUCCCUGGGCAGCUUUUUAAAAUUUUUGGACCCUGUGUGUUCAGGAGCUCUUUCAGAUACCACCUCCCUACCAUUGCAUGCUCUGUUUUGAGGUUUAUCAAAUAAAAUGCAAAGGUUUUUGCCCCAUCCCUGGAGGCAUUCAAGGCCAGGCUGGAUGUGGCUCUGGGCAGCCUGGUCUGAUGGUUGGCGACCCUGCACACAGCAAUGGCAUUGGAACUUGAUGAUCAUUGUGGUCCUUUUCAACCCAUUCUAUAUGCUUAUGUGCUUACAGAAUAAGAAUAGGAAAAAAAUCUUCAGUUCCCCAUCUUUCUCAAGUUACAAUUUUGAAGUAGGUACUCAAGCGUUGUAUAUAAGAGCUAUUUAAUACACUUAACUGCUUCUUUUUUUAGGAGAAAAUUGGAGUUUGAAAUAAACUAACUGCUCAAUUAGCUAAUGGACAUGGUCCUGUUUGUUCUUACCACCCCUACAGGACUGUUUUGAAAUGUUGUUUGAAUUGUAUGAACUUCAAUGAACUUCUGGCUUGAAAUAAUCUCCCAGUAAAGCGAAAAUAAAAUAAUAUUAACCAUACAUUUGCACCCUGUUUCUUCUGCAGGAAGAGGGCUGUGAAUCCCAGCAGAACGGAAGCAUAUGAAAUGCAAACUUCAUUGUUUACAUGUGACAGUUAGGGAGGCUGGCACUCAAUGUGGUGGCAUUUGGCAGGGAACAGCAUCCCUUGGAAGAAACCUGCUGACUGGAAAAGAGUUUGGCUGUACCUCCUCCCAUUAAAUAAAACCCAACAAAUUUAUGUUCUAUUUUUCCUUUUUACUUUCUUAAAAUAGUUGAGUUUAUAAUUGUGUUUUUUUUUUUUUUAACUGAGGAAAUGGAAACCAGUUCUUCACAGACAGCAGAGGUUCACAAGGCAUCGAUGCAGGUGUACUUCAUUUUUAAUGGCCACAUGACCAGUCUAUCUACAGAAAGGUUCUCUUCUCUGAAACCAUGCCAGAGAUGACAGAAAAUGAGACACCUACUAAGAAGCAACAUCGAAAGAAAAAUCGGGAGACGCACAAUGCAGUGGAGAGGCAUCGAAAGAAAAAGAUUAAUGCUGGGAUAAACAGAAUUGGAGAACUCAUUCCCUGCUCUCCAGCACUUAAGCAGAGCAAGAACAUGAUCCUGGAUCAGGCCUUUAAGUACAUAACAGAAAUGAAAAGACAGAAUGAUGAGCUUCUGUUAAAUGGAGGGAACAAUGAACAGGCUGAAGAGAUAAAAAAACUGCGGAAACAACUGGAUGAACUCCAAAAGGAAAAUGGGAGAUACAUCGAACUUCUGAAAGCCAAUGAUAUUUGCCUGUAUGAUGAUCCUACGAUCCACUGGAAGGGGAAUCUCAAAAAUGCAAAGGUCUCAGUUGUUAUUCCUAGUGAUCAAGUUCAAAAGAACAUUAUCGUCUAUUCAAAUGGGAGUCAACCCAGCGGAAAUAACCAGGGAGCAUCUGUCCAGGGAAUAACGUUUAAUGUUGGUCAUAAUUUACAAAAGCAAACAGCCAAUGUUGUUCCAGUCCAGAGAACUUGCAACCUAGUGACUCCUGUGACCAUUUCUGGUAUUUACCCUGCAGAAAACAAACCACGGUCUCAGAGUACAGUUUCUCCACUGGCACCCACUCAGGUGGUUCCAGCAGGGAACGCUGUUGAACUUUCCAUCACAGAAAAUGAGCAAGGUGUGCUCGCUGCUACCAGCUCACAGAACGCUUCUCAAUCCGGAACAGAACAGGGCCUACAGUGUUCUUCAGGUAACGCACUGCAGAAUGGUCAAAGUCUCCCCAAAAGUAAAAAUGAUGAAGGUGGCUCGAAGUCAACAAAGAAAACAGUCGUGCAGGGAAUCAGCCUUCCUUCCAGUGCCUCCAUGGAAGCUGAGAAAGUUCAACACGUAAAUGCAACCAGCUCAAAAACACCUAAUUCUAGGAACGAAUUUCAGGAAAGCUCUGUAAUUUCAACUACUGGCACAGCUGUUGUGCCAUCUGUGAGACUGUCUGCUGCAGAUAGUUUUUCCUCUGUAAAUGUUCUCAAAAGUACAAACUUAAUAAGUAGUGCUGACAUGCCCGUGACUUCUGCAGCAGAAGGAAUGAAGGCUGUAACUGUAAUAAGCACUCUGCCUGCCAGUCCCCUGGAGAACUGCUGGUCUUUUUCAGGCUCUACAGGUGUUGUCCCGUCAGACUUGAAAAAUAUGAGUAGCCUUACACGGAUGCCUUCAGCUGGAAACACACAGACCACAUGGACAACUUUGCAGCUAGCAGGAAAUACUGUCCAGCCACUAAGCCAAACACCAUCCAGUAUAAUGACCGCGCUGCUAAGUGAGCCAGUUAACGGGGCUAGUACCGUAUCUCCUGCUCACAGCAGACCUUUGACAACGAGCAUUAGUUUGAAUACUUCUCUGCCUAUAGAUGGGCAGGCAGCUGAACAGAUUGUAGUUACCUUGCCCUCAUGCCCAUCCCUACCUAUGCAGCCAUUAAUCAGCCAACCACAGGUUAAAACUCAGGCUGCAGGAAGUAUCCUUCCAUUAAAUUCAACUAUGCAGGUAAUUCAGAUGGCUCAGCCGGUUGCGUCAGCUGUGACAGGAGCACCAGCGAACCAGAAUGUCAUCAUUCUCCAGCCUCCAAACACUGCUCCGUGUCCUCCAAUUGUCAGAGCAGAAGUUCCUAGCCAGAAUGUCAGUCAACAAAUUGUAAUUAUUCAAGCUGCUAGUCAGAAUCCUCUUCCUCUCCUCUCUGCCCAGCCUUCUGCUUCUCUGAGAGUUCCUGUGAAUGGGCCUGUGGCAGUUGCAAACUCCAACAACUCUGUACAAAAUGCCCAUCUUCCACAGACUUUUGGAGGAAAACACCUUGUCCAUAUAUUACCAAGGCCAUCAUCUUUGCCAACUUCUAGCUCUACACAAACAUUUUCAGUUACAAUGUCAAAUCAACAGCAUCCCCAAACAAUCUCAUUAAAUGGGCAGCUUUUUGCAUUGCAGCCUGUCAUGUCUUCAUCCGGAGCUUCAAAUCAAGCCCCUAUGCAAAUUAUUCAACCCACCACUAGCGAAGAUCCAAAUACCAAUGUUGCUCUCAAUACAUUUGGUGCUUUAGCUAACCUCAAUCAGAGCAUAUCACAAAUGGCUGGACAAAGCUGCUUACACUUGUCUCUCAGCCACCCUACCAAUCCCACAACUGUCCAUAAUCAGAUUACCACAGUUAACUGUGUGUCAUUACCAGCUUCAGUGCCCCCCUCAGUGCCUCUGGACGGUUCAGUGUUAACUAGUGCAUCUAAUUCAACAAAUGUUUCCCCCAAAAAAGCUGCUGCUGGUUUUCUGUCUAAUACAAAAUCAAAAAGGACAAACAAAAAGCAGAGUACAAAAAAACACCUAGCUACCAACGUUAAAGUUUCCUGUGCAGCAGUUCCUUGUACAGAUGCAGGUAAGACAGACGGUGCUCCUGUAGAAGCUGUGGCAAAACAUUCAAAGGGUGAGGAGUUGCCUGAGAACAUUCCAGCAGUGUCACAAGCUUUAGCCACGGUGCAGGUGACCGGUGCAAGUAUUUCUCCUUCCAAAGAAGCUGAGUGCUCAGAGCAAACAGUGGGCUCCUGCCCUGCACCAGAGACAACUUUGGCAGAGCUGCCGGCCCCCUUGCCGUUGCAGCUUGCGGUGUCCGAACGGUUGGCACUGGUCCCACCAACUGCCAGGGAUGCUGCUCCUCUCCUGCCAGUGCGUCAGUCUCAGAGCAACCCGCUGACCAGCUCAGCCUCAUCAGAGUCUUCCUCCCGCUGUGAGCCCUCUGGCACCUUAACACCCUCUGAAACUGAAGCACAUGGGACAAGUUCUCAGGUUUCUGGGGCAUCAACAGUGGAGAGCAGCACGGCAGGUCAGACUUCCACUGCAGGAACAACUUCAGAAUCCUGCAACGUUCCGCAGGGUUCUUCAGUUGUCAUGCAAGAUGUGGACUUGUUGGAAGGGCAAGGUCUGACCAAAAUGCUGUCUGAUCUCACAAAAGAAAGAACAGUUGUGGAAAAAAGCUCUUCUUUUGCUGUUCAAGGGGAGCAUUCUAAUUUUCCCAUGGAAAACUCUAAAUCAGUGGAAUCAAAUGUUGAUUUGCCUGAGAAGCAGGAACUCUUGUUAAUGAACACAGGUGAUGCACUCUCCCAGCACCACACCUGCGUUUCUGAUCAGGAAGUAGUUAGUGCUGCCCUCAUUGCCAGCAGGCAGGCAGACUCCCCGAUGUCAACCAGUUCUGGUAGCAGCCGGGGCUUCUCUGUGGCAUCAAUGUUACCAGAUACCACCAGAGAAGAUGUUACUAGCAACACGUCAACCAGUACGUGCAACAACUGCACAUUUUCAGAACAACCUGACAUAGUUGCUCUUGCAGCGAGAGCUAUUUUUGACCAGGAAAGCCUUGAGAAAAGUGGAGGAGGAAUGCAAGUUAACAUGAGGGAUGCCGUAUCUAAGACAACUGAGGUUGCAACUCUGGAGAGAGAGCAACAGACUUUUAAAACUCUACCAGUGAAAGAAAGCAGUGCAGGGCCAUUAGAAACAGCGCCAAACAAAUUCAGUGCCCAGGAUACAGUACAAACAAAUGUUGGUAGGCAAGUUGAAAAACCAAGCUGUUCUGUAGGAGGUGUGGAAACCUCCAACUCUUCUUUGCAGAUUUCAGCUUCCCAGUCACCGAGCAUAACCAGUUUAAGUGUGAAUAACCUGAUACACCAGAGCCGCAUCGUCCAUCCCCUCGUGAGUUGCUCAAGUUUAUCCCAGCCUUCAGAGCCAGCAGGCGUUCCUGCAACUGUGGGUCUCUCUCUUCCAUCUGGUUCAUAUGUCAACCCAUCUCCAAGACCAGCUAUGAUGAGUGAGUAUGCUCAGGAACAACUGAACGCUAUUAGGGCAAACUCCAUGCAAGCUCCUCAGCUGCAGGAAUCACGAUUAAAGCAGCAAAACCACGAAGGUCGCAAGGACUCUGCCAAGCGGGCUGUUCAGGAUGACCUUCUGCUUUCUACAGCAAAGAGACAAAAGCAGUGUCAGACAGCACCUCUAAGGCUUGAAGGGAUGGCACUGAUGAAUCGAACACCAGAGAGUAUUGCUGAUCAAACACAGAUGCUGGUCAGUCAGAUGCCUUCUAAUUCAUCGAGUUCGGUGGCAUCCUUGAGCAAUCAGGGGCACACAGAUGGCCUCAAUAGGCUAUUCCCAUCAAACAGCAACUUUGUAACACCGGCUUUGAGACAAACUGAAGUUCAGUGUAACUCCCAGCCAUCAAUUUCAGAGCAGCAAGGCACAGGAGGGCAGCAUUUGCAGCCAAUUCAGCAUGUUCCCGCUCAAGGCAUAUCUCACCUUCACAAUAAUCAUCCCUACUUAAAGCAGCAGCAGGCUGGACAAUUAAGAGAAAGGCAUCACUUGUAUCAGCUGCAGCACCAUGUCACUCAUGGGGAAAGCUCAGUCCACUCACAACCCCACGGCGUCCAUCAGCAGCGAACAAUACAGCAGGAAGUGCAAAUGCAAAAGAAAAGGAAUCUCAUCCAGGGAACCCAAGCCCCGCAACUUUCUUUACAGCAGAAACACCAUGGAAGUGAUCAGACACGGCAGAAAGGCGGUCAGCCUCAUCCUCACCACCAGCAAAUGCAGCAGCAGAUGCAGCAGCACUUUGGAGCUUCCCAGCCUGAAAAGAACUGUGAAAAUCCUGCAACAAGCAGAAACCAUCAUAACCACCCUCAGAGCCAUAUAAAUCAGGACAUUAUGCAUCAACAGCAGCAAGAUGUCAGCAGCAGGCAGCAAGGUUCAGCUUCUGAGCAUGUAUCAGGGCACAAUCCCAUGCAGAGGCUGAUGACCUCCAGGGGUUUAGAGCCGCAAAUGGUAUCGCAGGCAAGUAUUGUAACCAGGCCGUCAGACAUGACCUGCACCCCUCAUAGGCAGGAGAGAAACAGAGUUUCCAGCUACUCUGCUGAGGCACUUAUUGGGAAGACACCCUCUAAUUCAGAGCAGAGAAUAGGAAUCUCUCUUCAAGGCCCUAGAGUAUCUGACCAGCUUGAAAUGAGGAGCUAUAUUGAUGUUUCUAGAAAUAAAGGGUUGGUUAUUCACAAUAUGCAGGGCCGUAUAUCCAUUGAUCAUACGGUUGGCUCAGAUGUACAACGGCUUUCUGAUUGCCAGACGUUUAAGCCAGCAGGACCCAACCAACAACCUGCAGGCAAUUUUGAUGUGCAGGCCUCAAGAAACAGUGAAAUUGGUAAUUCUGUGUCGUCCCUCCGGGGCAUGCAAUCACAAGCUUUUCGAAUUGGUCAGAAUACUGGGCCACCCGUAGAAAGGCAGAAGAGAUUGCCUUACCAGCCAGUACAAGGUAUUCCAACAGGAAAUUCCCUUCCAUCAAGGGAAAAUGAAAAUACAUGCCACCAAAGUUUUAUGCAGAGUUUACUUGCCCCUAACCUUGGCGAUCAAGUCAGUGGAAGCCAGCGAUCGAUCCCAGAACAUCCAAGGAAUACACAGUGUGGUGCAUCGUCCACGAUUGAGUACAGCUGUCCCCCAGCCCGGGAGAGUGUCCACAUCCGGAGAGAUGGCGAUGCUCAGAACAGGGAAAGCUGUGACAUGUCCAUCAGUACAAUUAACACCAGGAACAGCUCUUUAACUAUUCCCUUCUCAACUUCAUCUUCCUCGGGAGAUAUUCAGGGUCGAAAUACAAGCCCAAACAUUUCUGUACAAAAGUCCAAUCCCAUGAGGAUGACAGACAGUCACGGAACGAAGAGCCACAUGAAUACACCUGUCUCCAGCAACAUGCACGGGGUUGUGAGGCCAACUCACCCUCACCCUGCAGUUUCUCAUGGAAAUGGUGAACAAGGGCAGCCUUCUGUUCGUCAGCCCAAUUCUUCAGUUACUCAGCGCUCGAGGCAUCCUCUACAAGAUAACAACGGCUCUAAAAUACGGCAGCCUGAAAGGAAUCGAUCCGGAAAUCAAAGGCACGGGAAUGUCUUUGACCCUAGUCUUCCCCACCUGCCCCUGUCUACCAGCAGCAGUAUGAUCCUUGGGCGCCAGCAGUCUGCUAUAGAAAAGAGAGGAAGUAUUGUCCGCUUCAUGUCUGAUGGCCCUCAAGUGUCCAAUGACAACGCAGCCUCUGACCAACAUACACUUUCUCAGAACUUUGGAUUCCCUUUUAUCCCAGAGGGUGGCAUGAAUCCACCCAUAAAUGCCAACACGUCCUUCAUUCCCCCUGUUACUCAGCCUAGUGCCACUCGAACACCAGCCCUAAUCCCCGUCGAUCCCCAAAAUACGCUGCCAUCCUUCUACCCGCCUUACUCUCCUGCCCACCCCACUCUUUCCAAUGACAUUUCUAUCCCUUACUUUCCCAACCAAAUGUUUCCUAAUCCGAGCACAGAGAAGCCGAGCAGUGGAGGUUUGAACAAUCGAUUUGGAUCUAUCUUGUCUCCUCCCCGGCCUGUUGGUUUUGCCCAGCCAAGUUUUCCUUUGCUUCCGGAUAUGCCACCCAUGCACAUGACCAAUACGUCACACUUAUCCAAUUUUAACUUGACGUCUUUGUUUCCGGAAAUAGCCACUGCUCUUCCUCCAGAUGGUUCAGCAAUGUCACCUUUGCUUUCCAUUGCAAACACGUCUGCUUCCGAUUCUUCCAAGCAGCCCUCAAACCGACCUGCCCACAAUAUAAGCCAUAUUCUAGGUCAUGACUGUAGUUCAGCUGUAUGAAGACUGACAGACUGACUUCUAGUCUGAUGAGUUGUUUCUGUAUUUAAGAAAAAGAAAGUGGAUCUUACCGGCAUCCCUGAAGAGACCAGUCGUAUCAUCACUGUUUAUUUGCCUAAAUGUAUGUAUAUGGGUAUCUUCUAUAUCUAUAUACACACCUUUCUAUCCACCUUACUAACUUUAAAGCACCAGUGCCUAUAGCAAUGCUUACUUGCAAAUAAACGGUAAGAAUGCAACUUCAGAGCUGUGCAAAUACUGAUUGUUGAUUUUACAACAAUCAAGCCUGAUGUCUGAUUGCCACUCUCAGUAGUACUUGGAUGUAAAGAAAGAGGUGGGAAUAUCCAAACAGGACACAGGAAAACAAGUGCUACAGGUUUCAUUUUACUUACAAUGUGUUUACCUGAGACUAAAGGUGAACUUCAAGUGGCUUAGGUUUUUCUUUUUCCUUUGUAAAAUAUUUUGGGAGCCUCAUAAGAAGACAGGUCUCUGCUAAUCUGGUGUUAAUUGAUAAAGGCAUUUGUUGUGCAGCUUUUGUCUGUUUGAAGCUUGUUGCAUCCACUUGAGUUAAGGCUAACUUGAUCUGGCAAAAAUCGCCAUGUGUUUCCAUGGCCAGAAAUUAAAAAUACUGUUCCAGAAAAUUGAAAUUUCUUUCAUGCGUGACUUUCUAUUUCAAAGAAGAAUUUGUUUAGAUCUCGUUUAAUGAUGGCGUCUGUUGCUGCUGAACUUGGCCAACAUUUUAAUGUAACUUAGUACUCCUACUGGAGUACUGUGGGGACAGCAGUCCUGUUUGUUGCCAUUUCAUUGCUCAUAUGCUGCAAGUUACCUCAGGGUGGUUUUGUACCUUGUUUAGCACCUUCUUAAUGUCUUCUGUGUUGUUUUCCUCCCCCCCUUCCCCCCUCUCCUUUUCUUUGGCCCAUGCUCAGCCACCAGCUUACUGGUUUCUGUGAGUGACAGCCCCCUGUUGUAAUGGUCAGCACACGGGAGCAGCACUGAGCCCAUGGCAUCCCACAGAAUCCAUGGGGAUCGUGGGCACGCUGUCUGCUUACUGUUGCUGGCAGCAUUGGGGCCUAAUAUAAUAUCAGUACUUUGCACUUGAAUGCACCUUUUGUCUAAGCCCAUGUGGUUGUGGGUGAAGGGAGAAUGUGAAUGUGUCAAGAUUGAAAAGUUGUAUGCCAGGAAGAUGUGAUGUGAGCAUCACAAGGAAGGGGGACUUUCUGUGUGUGUGAGGGACAGAGCAUGUGUGUGUACAAGCUGAGACCCCAGUAUGCUUUCACAGAUUUUGAUCCCAUUUCUUUUAAAGGAAAGGGAAGAACUGGGUAACUUAUUUAUUUAAUGGCUCUGUGGUGUGAUUUUUUUUUUUGACAGAAAUGUCUUUUAUUUUAAGUUCUUGGAAAUACCAUUCCAGAUCACAUUUCCAAAUAACAGUAAGCAAUCCUCCUGUACCCAGCUGACGUGCAGGGGAGUGUAAGCUCCAAAAGCUUUGGUAUCUCUACGUCACACUAGCGCUCCUGGGACCUCUGAUAGCUUCAUUCCCAGUGUCCCUGUUGUGUGAGAUGUGGCAGGGGCAGGUUCCCUGUUUUGUUUUUGUUUGUUUCUUUGCUUGUUUUUUGGGUAAUUGUUUUACUUUGUUUUCCUGAAGGGCAGAAAGGAAGGCACUUCAUCUUGAAUCACAGACUCAUAGAAUUGCUCAGGUUGGAAAAGACCUUAAAGAUCACCAAGUCCAACCACAGCCUAACCAUACUACCCUAACUCUAACAACCCAUGGCUAAAUGAUGUCUCUGAGCACCACAUCCAAGUGGUUUUUAAACACAUCCAGGGACGGUGACUCAACCACCUCCUGGGGGAGCCUAUUCCAGUGUUUAACAACCCUUUCUGUAAAGGAGUUUUUCCUGAUAUCCAAACUAAAUCUUCCCUGGUGCAACUUAAGGCCAUUUCCCCUCAUCCUGUCACCUGUCACCAGUGAGAAGAGACCAACCCCACUCUCAGAUAUUGGAAGAGAGCAAUAACGUCUCCCCUCAGCCUCCUGUUCCCCAGACUAAACAGCCCCAGUUCCUUCGGUCUCUCCUUGUAGAACAUAUUCUCCAAGCCCUUCACAAGCCUUGUUGCUGUUCUUUGGACCUGCUCCAGCAUCUCCAUGUCCUUUCUGUACUGAGGUGCCCCAAACUGAACACAGUACUCGAGGUGAGGCCUCACCAGUGCUGAGUACAGCACAGGAUUACUUCCCUAGUCCUGCUCACCACUCCAUUCCUGAUACAAGCCAGGCUGCCAUUGGCCUUCUUGGCCACCUGGUCAUACUGCUGGUUCAUAUUCAAUACUCAUAAUACUCAUAUUGAAGAAUAGGAGGCCCAAAGAGGUAGCUGAAAGUUUAUUCAUAGCUGGACUGCCGAGGCCCCAUUUUUGCCAAGUCCUUUUUUUUUUUU
This is a messenger RNA of Lagopus muta (rock ptarmigan), 19488 nucleotides long. RefSeq names its product upstream transcription factor family member 3 (gene USF3). The transcript has 6 exons. Lineage: Eukaryota; Metazoa; Chordata; Aves; Galliformes; Phasianidae. The record is from RefSeq and is a predicted model, not a curated record. The coding region runs from base 10379 to 17071 and encodes 2230 amino acids. Gene Ontology annotation, molecular function: protein dimerization activity.